Betta splendens (Siamese fighting fish) is the source of this 3297-nucleotide messenger RNA. RefSeq names its product protein tyrosine phosphatase non-receptor type 22 (gene ptpn22). Gene Ontology annotation, molecular function: non-membrane spanning protein tyrosine phosphatase activity. Gene Ontology annotation, biological process: peptidyl-tyrosine dephosphorylation. Gene Ontology annotation, cellular component: nucleus; cytoplasm. The record is from RefSeq and is a predicted model, not a curated record. The transcript has 26 exons. Lineage: Eukaryota; Metazoa; Chordata; Actinopteri; Anabantiformes; Osphronemidae. Bases 183 to 2657 code for a protein of 824 amino acids.
GAACCUGUUAGCUUACUCUUGCUUCCUCUAAGACAGUUUGCAUGCCUCUACGCAAUAGUGUCUUGUUGUGAGAGCCGCGGUAGAGAAGUGAUCUGUGCGGCUGUUCCCCAUGGCCUGUGGACCGGGGCCUUGUGGGACAUGCCUGUGAAUGGUCCCCUGUUCCAGGCAGGCUACAGCCAGUCAUGGAGCAUCAGGCCUGGGUUCUGAGGAGCCUGCUGGCCCAGCUGGAGCGACAGGAGGCUGUGGACCAAGAGGCCCCCAACGGCAUCGCGGGAGAAUUCAUGAGGUUGAAAAGCCAGUCGACGAAGUACCGCACCGACAGGACCUACCCCUCCAGGGCGGCGGAAAAGCCCGAGAACAUCAAGAAGAACCGAUACAAGGACAUCGUUCCCUUUGAUCACAGCAGAGUGAAGCUCACUCUGACCACAUCUAAAUAUGACAGCGACUACAUCAACGCCAGCUUCAUCAAGGGAGCGACCCACUCCAGGGCCUACAUCGCCACCCAGGGUCCCCUGGCCCACACGGUGCUGGACUUCCUCAGGAUGCUGUGGGAGUACAACGUGAAGGUCGUCGUCAUGGCCUGUCGAGAGUUUGAGAUGGGAAAGAAAAAGUGUGAGCGCUACUGGCCGCAGAGCGACGAGCUGGCGUUCGUCUGUGAGCCCUUCACAGUUUACUGUGAUUCGGAGGAGGAGAGAGGAGACUAUCUGACAAGGACGUUAAGGGUGACUUAUCGCAACUGCAGCCGAACUUUGAAGCAGCUGCACUAUGUGAACUGGCCAGAUCACGGUGUACCGGACUCCAUCUCCCCCAUUCUGCAAAUGUUAAUUGAGAUGCGUCAGUACCAGGCCCACGAUGACAUUCCGAUCUGCAUCCACUGCAGUGCCGGCUGUGGAAGAACAGGAGUUCUGUGUGUCAUUGAUUACACCUGGAACCUCCUCAAGAAGCAGACGAUCCCUCCAGACUUCUGCAUCUUUGACGUGGUACAAACCAUGAGAACUGAGAGGCCGUCUGUGGUUCAGACCAAGGAACAAUACGAGCUGGUCUACAAAACCAUUAAGAUGCUGUUCAUGAGAUAUCUGGAGUCGAUGGAGGCCCCGGGCUACAUAAACGUGCCGCCCCCGUGGCUGCUCCCCGACCCGGACGAGGAGCCCGACCUGCUGCCACAGCUGCAGCAGCUGCUGGCCGAGGAGCGCGCGCUCCUGGAGCGCCGCGCGGCGCCGUCGCCGUCGCCGCCCGCCUCGGAGACGCGCGCCGGCGCCCGAGACGAGCGGGCGCGCGAGCACACGUGGCGCCCGUCGCAGCCCUUCGACGACGCCCGGCGCCCCGCUCCCUGCGGACCCGUGGAGCUCGGGCCGCCGCCGGGCCCCGCGGCGGAGGAGGCGAGCCGGGAAGGCGACACUCCACCUCUGAACCGCCCGCCGUCCCCCAGCGUCUCCCAAACGGUGUGUCUGAUGGUGGAGGACCCGUACUUUGACGCCUCCGUGAGCUCCCGUUCAUCAGAGGCCUCAAAAGACCCCGACGAGGACGUCGACCAGUGGACGACCACCCCUGUUUUCAAGACCCCCUCGCUGUUUUUGAACGACCAGACCCUGGAUCUCCCCCCCGAGGGCUCAGGUGCCGUCGCCGCUCGCGCAGACGAGGACUCGCCUCCACCGCUGCCUGAACGCACCCCCGAAUCCUACGUUCUGGCCGAUGACGCAGUGCCCCGUCAGGCGUUAGUCAUCAUUCCAGCCAACGCUGCUGCCGAGGCCCUCAGGGAGCUGGGAGGCAGUCCCCCUUCACCUGUUCCCCCGCUGCCAGAGAGAACACCAGAGUCCUAUGAGCUGGCUAUUGAUGAAGCCCCUGUGAAGCCCAACUCAAACCUGGCCCCUGGGCUGAGCCUGCACAGAAUAGGAACGUCUUCCGAGUGGUCGGGAAACUCAGCACCAGCCGCCACAGACGCUCACAGCGAGACCCGGAGCUGGAUGAGGAGUAAAAGCCUGAGAGUAAAAACAAGCUUCGCAGCCUCAGCACCAAGUACACAUUUUGAUUUUGCACAAAGCCCAUCUUCGGCCCCUCGGCCUCUGUACCCACCUCUGAGCCCUCUGACCCCGGCGCCACUCCCUCACAGUUGUGCAGCUGAGAACAACGUGAUAGCUGCACUGCCUGACAGGACCCCGGACUCCUUCGUCCUCAGCACAGAGCAGAAUCACCAGCCCGCCGUGAGGAGCGCCCAGACCCUCUCUCCACAGGUGGGCAGGUCGUCUGAGUGGGACGGCACCUCUCAGCCCAAGAGGUUCCUGGACGUGGUCAAGAGCAGGAGCAAGAGCGUUCGAGCUAAAACCUCAACGCAAGAGCCCCUCGCUGCCUUUCGGCCGCUCACUCCACCUCCUGUGCUCGUGGCUGCAGCAGGAAGUGCGCCAGUGGAGCCGUGUGACGUGAGACCAUCCCAGAGCUCCGAAGGGUCCGCAAGCAAAGCAGAACCAAGCAACGAUAAGGUCAUGGGCAGAACAAAGAGUUUGAAGUUCUUUAGACACAAACUAAAAAUUAAAACGGCUCCUCCUCCACCUCCGACUCAACCUGUAGCAGCACCUGAUGUGUCUUUACCUGCUUUCUUUAAAUUUGGUAGGAUUUGGGAAUCGCUUUGGAAAGCCAAAAGGCCCCAGAAGUUAUCCUGAGUCCUGGAUUUGAUCCUUGAAGGCAGAGCUUUUCUGCACGUGAUGAACUUGCUGGGAGGUUUGAGGGCCCCUUGAAGAUACAGUAGAAUCCUCUGGAUCUGAAAAGGUCUGAAGGCUUCAGCACAGUCAGCGCAAACAGGAAACGCUGUGUCACUAGCUUCAAUGUAUUUAUUCAUAAGCAUAAAAACUAAAUCCAACCAAUGCCACCUUGAACAAAACAAACUCUGAGUUUUGAAUAUUUAAUCAAAAACAUAAUUUCUAGAAUGUAUUGCUUGAAGAGGUGUAUGACCGGCAGUGAUGUUUCAAUGCUCGAGGCAACGCUGCAAAACCAGCGUGAGGAAAUGUUUAUGUGCAUGUGUGUUUGUGUGUGUGUGUGUGUGUGUGUGUGUGUGUGUGUGUGUGUGUGUGUGUGUGUGUGCAUGUGCGCUUUUGGAAUUCCAGUGCUUCUGGGUUAUUCAGGAUGUUAUAGCGUUUAGGUUUAUCUUGUUCAUGGUCACGUGCUACGACAGUGGAUGUUACUUUUUUAAAAUAAUAAAUGUGUUUCGCUGAAUGUGAUGCAUAUUAAAUAUGCAUAGAAUGCAACUACUUUGCUAAACUUUGUUACACAGAAAAUUAAUUUAUUAAAAAUGCUGAACUCCAA